Molecule: messenger RNA, 1722 nt
Organism: Hypoxylon fragiforme
Lineage: Eukaryota; Fungi; Ascomycota; Sordariomycetes; Xylariales; Hypoxylaceae
Exons: 4
Coding region: 132-1499 (455 amino acids)
Source: RefSeq, a predicted model, not a curated record
AUACUAAUAAGUCCCAAGUUUUGGAACUGAACAUUUUCACGCUUUGAGCCUCUAGCAGCUUCACUGUACAAUCAUUGUUAGAGCAAUCAUCAAUUCAUUCCACAUAACUUGUAUCAACUAAGUUUGACACAAUGGUGGGAAGAAUAUGGAUUGACGUUGAAGAACGUUACUUCUGGCGCACUGCCGUUGCCCAGUCUUCGAAGCGGGCUGGUAUAGAUCGAUCCAACGGGGAGAAAACAUGGGAUCACCUUGCGACCGAUAUGCAACGGGACAUGACGAAAAGAGGCAUUCAUCGUCGCGAGUAUACUGGAACUAUGCUGUUCGAGCACUACUUCCAGAACAUCGAGGGCCAACGACAAUCCCCCAAUGCAGGCCGCUACGUCCAUGAGUACCUAGACAAAAUUGGACCGAACCGUGCAAUUGCCAACCAAAAUGCUCCGCACUCUCGCCGUAGAACGAAAAAAGGGAAGAAGCGUGCUGCUCGGGCCAUUUCCCCUACUCUUGCCACCCCAACAAGCCCCCAAGAUGCCGCCGAAGAUUCACAGAUAGAAGAUCUACGUGAGGCCCCUUCUUCGGCUCUUAACCCUCGCCAUGGAAUGUCCCUGCGUCCUCUCCUCCCGGCCCUGCCGUCUACACAGAACCAACCCCGCAUGUCACCGGCGAGUCCUCCCGCCAAUGGCCCCUUUCGACCUGCCCCCGAAGAUGCCGACGAGAACGAUACAUGGGGUUAUCAGAUGGGCAAGCGUUAUGCUUCGGGUAACUUAUCUGCCCCAGCUUCCUCCCAAUCUCGUGUGGUCCUUGCCGAUAGAUCCACAAGCAUGCACUCGGCUGAAGAGUCCACUUGGCGCUACCAAGAGCGCAGCGCUUACGCUCCGCAGCAUUUCCCUGCGUCUACCAUGACGCCCAUGCGACCCCCGAGGCAGCAUUAUGGUACCAUGGGCGUCACGAUCACUAAUGACGAAUACAGUGGGUACUACCAGUCGCACCUCCCGGCCACCCCAAACAUGCCUCGCGCGUCAAGAUAUUGGGGUUAUGAAGCCCCUCGUUCCAUUCCCUCUCAUGGAAUGGAAACAGCGCCCCAAUUCUACACCCCCGCGCCAGAUUACAGCUGGCAGUACCAGGUGGCACAUGGUCUUCCGGAGAUAGCCCCAGAAGAGCGGCCCCGGAUGCUUCAGACGCCACAGAUGCCCGUCAUGGGCCAAGAAUAUGGCCAGGGUUUGGCCCAGGACCUUCAUCUUCCUCACCCAGGAUACGACUACGGGUAUGAAGCAGAGAGACCGGAUACUCCCGUAUCAAACCCCUCGUCAUCUGCACUGGCCGAGGCAGCCCGCUCGAGGCAACCUAGCAGCGACAGUACGAUUGACGAAGAAGAAGAGACCUUGUUCGUACAGGAUGAUGGAGGCGAGGAGUACGAGGAGGAGAACAUGGGCGAUGAGGUCAGCGGCGCAUCUAUGCGAGCAGAGGACGGUAACACGGGAUGUGACGCGAUACGUACGUGAUCGCGCAUAGGAUGGAGUAUGGUGAUGGAGUUGUGUAGUGCGGUCCUGUGUAGGAUUUCGCAUGGGAUGGGGUGUUAUGGUUUGCGAUUCUUUUACCUGCUAACUAUUUCCUUUAAGAUUUUCCUUGCUCUAGUUUUCGAUGCAGACGCCACCUUAGGCGUCUUGGGUAGGUAGAUAAAUAAUCCCACCCGCAUCAUUUUCCUUGAAAACUUGGAAGUCUCCA